AUGCUUGCCUCGGAUGAAAUCAAUCCAAUCAGUUACUCCUACCCAGCAAUAAUGAAUCAAUGGUCGGAACCGAGCAAGAAGAUAUUUGAGACUGGAGAUGUAAAGAGUUUUGAGAAAUCCAUAGCGUUUCGUGAACUAGUGCAAAUUUUGAACAAGAUCGUCUUAGCUGUGCAAGAUAUUAAGGUACCACCCGGAGUUUUGGAUCCAGCUAUAGUAACCAGAGAUAUCACGGUAUUAGAUAGUGACAACUCUGCCACAUCGGUACAAGAGGCCCAUGCAUAUCAAGAGAAUGUGGGAGUCAUGCUCAGGAUACUACAUGAUCUUGAACAGACUAUUGAUGAUACUCCCCCGGUCAAGGGACCCACAAGAUUUGGCAAUAUAGCUUUCAGGACUUGGCAUGAAAAAGUAGAGCACGUGUUAAACUCAUUGACAACCUUACGCCCGCCCGCUGGACUAAACAUAGACGAAUUCUUGAUUGAAGCAAGGUAUUAUCUUGCCAAUUCGUUUGGCUCAAAGAUUAGGAUUGACUAUGGUACUGGGCACGAACUUUCAUAUUUAGCAUUCGUUGGAGCUUUGAUGCGAUAUGAUAUACUCAAAUCACCAACAGGAGAGGAGCUAUUGGUCUUGUUUUCCAAAUAUUACGAUCUUGUACGUCGUUUAAUUCUCGUGUACAACUUGGAACCAGCUGGUUCGCAUGGCGUUUGGGGUUUGGAUGAUCAUUUCCAUUUGAUUUACAUCUUGGGGGCAUCGCAAUUUUGCAAUGACGCAACGGCGCCAUCGGUGAGAAGCAUUUUAUCAAGGGAUGUACUAAAUGGCUACAAAACAUCCAAUCUUUACGUCAACGCAAUUGCAUUCAUUUUCAAGUUAAAAUCAGGUCCUUUUAAUGAGCAUAGCCCAAUAUUGAAUGACAUACAUGUGUCUGUUUUUCUUUGGACAAAAGUAAGGCAAGGUCUUUUAAAAAUGUAUAUGGUUGAGGUUCUUGGAAAGUUACCUGUAAUUCAACAUUUUUGGUUUGGUGACAAGUUGUAUCCAUGGGCUGACCUGACUUCAAUGAAACAACUCCCCGUGAAUUACAGCGAAGACGCAAAGAGUGCAAACACUACUAUUGACAAAGGGAAUAGUGCUGGAACGAGUGCUCCAUGGGCCAAACCUGGUAUUCAUCAAAAUACAACUUAUACACGUAGGUAG
Molecule: messenger RNA, 1188 nt
Organism: Lodderomyces parapsilosis
Lineage: Eukaryota; Fungi; Ascomycota; Pichiomycetes; Serinales; Debaryomycetaceae
Gene: RRD1
Product: peptidylprolyl isomerase
Exons: 1
Coding region: 1-1188 (395 amino acids)
Biological process (GO): mitotic spindle organization
Cellular component (GO): nucleus; protein phosphatase type 2A complex; cytoplasm
Molecular function (GO): peptidyl-prolyl cis-trans isomerase activity; protein tyrosine phosphatase activator activity
Source: RefSeq, a predicted model, not a curated record